Molecule: messenger RNA, 930 nt
Organism: Ophidiomyces ophidiicola
Lineage: Eukaryota; Fungi; Ascomycota; Eurotiomycetes; Onygenales; Onygenaceae
Exons: 3
Coding region: 1-930 (309 amino acids)
Source: RefSeq, a predicted model, not a curated record
AUGAGAGCAGUUCUUAUCCCGAUCGUUGCGUACCUCUUUUCCCGGGUCCACGUAGUGGCAGUCACGGGGGAGGAACAGCAAUAUGUCGACCAUUGCACCAAGGCAUAUGGGCCCAACACCAGCAUCCGCCCCGCUGAGGGUGGUGGUUAUCAGUGUGUUAUGUGUGCAGGCUCGGCAUACAAUGACCCUGUGACUGGAGAUAGAAAAUGCUGCAAUCGACUGAACGAGGUAUUUUCUGCGGAUAGUGUCACGAAAGCUGAAGGCGGUUGCUGUCAGCCAAAUAUGGCAUAUUCCUACGACCCGGUCACAAAUUCUGGGAGAUGCUGUGGGCCAGGAGAGAGAUACCGCGAUGGCGACUGUCACCGGGAGGAGCCCCUUCCAGCCAGAUGUAUGGCAUGCAGUAACAAAUUCGCUUGUCAAUGCGAUGGAAACCUGGGCAUUCGGUAUGGUCAUUGUUAUACCAUGACGGACAUCAACGGACUGCACUUUAACCGGGCUGUUGAUGGAACAUACCAGUCUGGUGGCGACAUCGACAACCUCAUUUUUAAAGUCUGCAAAACCACCGCCGACUGCGACGCCGACAAGGGCCGAUUCGUGCCGGACGACGGCACCUGGUCUCUCCAGGACCAGCUGGGCCAGCGCGGAGACACGGGGCCGGGCUGGUUCGGCAACCAACUGCCGCACAUGGCUAUUGCCAACUUCAAGACACCGGCUCUCGCAGCUAUCUUCCGCGGCGAGGGCUACUGCAUGUAUGGCGACUGUGCGAUCUGUCUGCGUCUCUUCCCCGACAAGGGGCUGUCGGCGCCGUGCCCGCUCGGCGCAUCGGCUGCCAUGGCACAUAUUGGGGCGGCGAACAACCCACUGAACUGCAAAGCAUACCGGUUCCAAGAAAUCAAGUGUGUCAAGGGCGUUCCGGCGAGGCCAGCGUAG